This is a messenger RNA of Rotaria socialis, 876 nucleotides long. NCBI's taxonomy places the organism in Eukaryota, Metazoa, Rotifera, Eurotatoria, Philodinida, Philodinidae. The record is from the annotation of a GenBank genome assembly.
AUGCAGUUCGAUAUACGAAGAUUUGAUAUUUAUCGUAAAAUUCCUAAAGAUCUCACACAACCAACAACUACAGGUGCUGCGAUAUCACUUAUUUGUAUCACAUUUAUUUCAACAUUACUUCUUAUUGAACUCUAUUAUUUUAUUACACCUGACGUUGUUAGUGAAUUAUUUGUUGAUGUACCAGAGUCUGGAAUAGCUGAUCGAAUACCAGUACAUCUUGAUGUUACGGUAUUAGGAAUCAAUUGUCCAUUUCUUGGUAUUGAUAUACAAGAUGAUCUUGGUCGACACGAAGUCGGAUUUCUUGAAAAUACUGUAAGAACACCCGACAACAGUGGUGCUGGUUGUCGUAUUAAUGCUACAUUUAAAAUAGCUCGUGUACCGGGUAAUUUCCAUAUAUCAACACAUUCCGCUGCAAUGCAACCUGCAAAUGCUGAUAUGAAACAUGUGAUACAUGACUUAACGUUUGGAGAUUCAAUUAAAGGGUUUCGACAAAUUCCAAAUCGUAGAGCAUUCCAUCCAUUGAGACGCUUUAAUAAUACAAACCGACCGAAUGAUGCUUCACAUGAUUAUUUAAUGAAGAUCGUACCUACUAUAUAUGAAAAUCUUCGUGGAUUACGUCGAUAUCCAUAUCAAUUCACAUUUUUCUAUCGGGAAUAUACUCCUCAUCAGCAUGGCAUGGUACCAGCCAUAUGGUUUCGUUAUGAUAUAAUACCAAUAACAGUGAAAUAUACUGAACGUCGACAAAAAUUUUAUGCAUUUAUAACAUCGAUAUGUGCUGUUGUUGGUGGUUCAUUUACAGUGGCAAGCAUUCUUGAUUCAUUAAUAUUUACAGCUAGUGAAUUAUUUAAAAAAUUUGAACUUGGCAAAAUGACAUGA